Molecule: messenger RNA, 1660 nt
Organism: Centruroides sculpturatus (bark scorpion)
Lineage: Eukaryota; Metazoa; Arthropoda; Arachnida; Scorpiones; Buthidae
Product: inositol oxygenase-like
Exons: 5
Coding region: 240-1118 (292 amino acids)
Biological process (GO): inositol catabolic process
Cellular component (GO): cytoplasm
Molecular function (GO): inositol oxygenase activity; iron ion binding
Source: RefSeq, a predicted model, not a curated record
UUUAUGUAACGUCGAUAGCAAUUUUCUUUAUCAAUAACCAAUCAAAUGGUGGGUGUGUCGCCUUUCGCCAAUACAACUCCAAUAAUCUCGAAAUUAGUUUCCACCCAACUUUCAAAUUUUUCUAUAAAAGUUUUCGAACAGACUGGCAGAGCAUCACUUUAAAUAUAACUAAGAUAUAAGCUAUUAUAAGCUUAUAUUCUUCUAUCAAAUCAACUACAAUAAGCGUAGCAGUCGUCGACAUGCCUCAUAUUAACAACACGUUGCUGUGCAACUCCGUUUUAAUGCUAGAUCCUUCCGAACAUUAUCGUCCAGAACACAAAAAAAUGGAAGAAUUCAGACAGUACACUACGGACAAGGACGAUCAUAUCCAGAGAAGAGUACGAGAAACUUAUAGGAAAAUGCACAAUAACCAAACUGUACAAUUCGUCGGCGAAAGAACUCGCUACUGGACGAAAUUCGAUAAGUGCCAGAUGAACAUAAUGCAAGCUCUCGAAAAGCUCAACGCUUUAGUAGACGAGAGCGAUCCCGACGUCGACAUCCCUAAUAUCGUGCACGCAUUCCAAACUGCCGAAAGAAUCCGUCAAGCUCACCCUCAAUUGGAAUGGUUCCAUCUGACGGGCUUGAUCCACGAUCUGGGCAAACUGAUGGCUCUGUACGGAGAACCUCAAUGGGCGGUGGUGGGAGAUACGUUUCCGGUGGGAUGCGCUCCCGCAAACUCCAUCGUGUACAGAUCCAGCACCUUCGAAGACAAUCCCGACACAAAAGAUGCCAGAUACAACACUAAAUUUGGCAUAUACGAAGAGCACUGCGGCUUGGAGAACGUUUUAAUGUCUUGGGGCCACGACGAAUACAUGUACCGAGUAUUAAAGAAUCACGGUACUUCUCUACCCGAAGAAGCUCUGUACGUCAUCAGGUUCCACUCGUUCUAUCCGUGGCACACGGGAAAAGACUACGAAUAUUUAUGCAACAACAAAGACAUGUGCAUGUUGAAAUGGAUCAGGGAAUUUAACAAAUUCGACUUGUAUUCGAAAUCGCACGAAGUUCCGGACAUCGAGUCUUUGAUUCCCUAUUACCAGUCUCUGAUCGACAAAUACAUUCCAGGAAAAGUGAAGUGGUGAAUUAGUUUGGUCUCGUGAACACGAAUGCUAUACAAUUCGUAUAAAUUAUAUUUAACCACUGAGUGGUCACAGUUUUAUAGAGUUAUACAUUUUUGAUAUUCGCAAAAUAUAUACAUUUGUAUUAUACAUACUUGUUGAAUUAUUAAAUAUAAAAUUGGUUUUAUUUAAAUAAUGCUUGAAAAUUAUAAAGCAUUUGUGUUUCUUGUAUUUAUAAAAUAAUCGAGACAUACACGUCACGUUUUUCUACUGGAAUUUCACAGGAAAUAUAUAUAUAUAACCUCUUUUGUUUUGAUGACUGUUUUUACAGACAAAUACAGACAAAAUAGAAGGUACAGUACGUGUAAAUUAUAAGUAUGAAGCACAAAUAAUUUUCAUUGUUCACCGCACUCAUUUUACUUGUCUGCUACGUGAAGCUCUGGUUCGAUUUCCAGCCGAUGCGAUUGUUUAAUUUUGUUCUUUAUCGCGUAUAUAUUUUUCAAGAUAAAUGAUAAUAAAAUCCUACAAAAUUUACUGUAAAUAUUCACCCACAUUUAUAUUUAAGU